This is a messenger RNA of Schistosoma mattheei, 1947 nucleotides long. The record is from the annotation of a GenBank genome assembly. NCBI's taxonomy places the organism in Eukaryota, Metazoa, Platyhelminthes, Trematoda, Strigeidida, Schistosomatidae.
UUUUUCUACUGAUGUAGUUGAUUUAAAGGUCCUUUUACAACCAUUUGAAGACAUUAUCAGACUUUUCAUAUUGGAAUACUGAAUGGGAGCCGCGUAGUUCACCCUUGCCUAAAGGAUGGACAGUGAAGUGAUUCCCAAUGGUAUGUCACUACUUUCCAACUUACGUGGGUUCUGAAAAGCAGAUGAAUUUGCCGAAUGGUGAAGGUAUACAGACAGAAAACAUUGAUGCGUCAAAGGUCCAAGAAAACGAUGGUUGCUCGUUUAUAGAAGAGGAGAGAAAUGCAGUAAUUGCUGCUGCUGUUGCCGACUUUGAUGCAGAUGACCAGUGCGAAGAGAAUGAUGGUGAUGACGAUACAGUCAAUGUGAUUAUAAAGCCUUCCAGUAAGACAGGGAUUUACAAAACCGGCGCAGCUUACCAAGCGCGAUCAGUCGCUCACACAACCCAACAUCAGAAAGUCGCUCGUCAAGGUAUAGAAUUGGAUGAUCCAGGAAAUAUUAAUGGAAUCCCAACUGUCGAGUACAAUCUUUCCACAUUAGGAGAUGAAGAAAAACCAUGGAAGCGACCCGGAGCCGAUAUAACAGACUACUUUAAUUAUGGAUUUACUGAAGAAACGUGGAUCCAGUAUUGUGAAAAACAGAAAAUCUUGAGACAGGAAUAUGCAAACACAACACUGAAGCCUGUUUUAAGUAGUGGGGGUGCCAAUUUGUUACAGCGGAUUCGUUCUGGCACAGUUUCUUCCAAUACCCGUUCAUUUGAUGGUUCUAAACAAGCUAGUAUCAAUGUAAUAAAUCUGAGUGGUCCUGGAUUAAACAUGCGAUAUUUAAAUUCUAUUUCCAACUCUAAAUCCGGAAAUUCCCCAUCUGAUGUAUCAAAUCGUCUCUUAAAUGGAACCGCAAAUAAUUCUUCAAACUUACUCAGUCAAUUCAACCAACCACCACCUGGCUAUUUAGGUGGAACUCAACAAACGAAUGGAAAUACAACUGGUACUGGUGUUUUUAACAUACCUCCUCCAGGUUUUGGAACAUUAACACCUGGAAACAAUUCACAAGUCUUAAACGCUACAAAUCCCGCUGCUGCUGCUGCAGCCGCUGCUUUAUUUCCUAACCUUGCAGUUCCUCCUCCUGUUGUGAACAAUCUAACCGGAUGGCCUACUGGAAAUAUGGCAUUAUCUAGUCUGAUUGCAUCUGGUGAUGCUAUUAUUGAUCCUACUACUGGUCAAAUUAGUGGUAUAAUUGAUCAUGGAGAUCGUAGCCCAGGUUCAAUGUACUCUAAUGAAGAUCCUAUGUCUCGACGCGGACGGCGUCAUUACCAUCCAGACGAAAUUAGUUAUUACGAAAGAGAAGGCUAUCGAUCACGUCGUCGUAGUCGUUCAAGUAGCAGAGAACGUUAUCAUUCUCGGCACCGUCGCCAUCGUGAUUCAUCAAGAUCUGGAAGAGAAUAUGAACACCGUAGAGGAACAUCACAUCAUUCUCGCCGUUCACGCGAAGACCGUUACUCUGGAGGGGUUGUUGGUGCAGAGGAACACGCGUCUACUGAAGCUCCCUCACCAAAUCCAUCUGGCGUCGGAUCACAUCGAGGCAGCGGGCGACGAAGUGAUCGCGAUCGACCUGGUCGAGACCGAAGCCGUGAAAGAGAUCGUAGUAGGCAUAGAAGUGAACGUCGGGAUCAUGAACGAUCAGUUCGCUCUUCUAGACAAAGCGAUCGUCGUUCAUCGCGUCGCAAAGAGCAACCUUCCCCACCAAGACCCCCUGUUACUUCGGAUAAACAACCAACUACCAAACCUGAUCCUCUUCGGCUGCCGCAGCAGCAGCUGCCAACAUUGCCGCCGCCUUGGGAGCUACGAACUCCAGCGGCAAAGCUCCUUGACAAGCCAUUUAUUUCUUUGGACAGAUAUUGCUGCACUGUACAGUUUUUGUAUUUUAAAUGAAUAUGUUUUUCAAACGUAA